Messenger RNA from Magallana angulata, 5175 nucleotides. RefSeq lists its product as uncharacterized. The record is from RefSeq and is a predicted model, not a curated record. Gene Ontology annotation, cellular component: nucleus. Gene Ontology annotation, molecular function: DNA-binding transcription factor activity, RNA polymerase II-specific; RNA polymerase II transcription regulatory region sequence-specific DNA binding. The transcript has 10 exons. The coding region runs from base 171 to 3908 and encodes 1245 amino acids. Gene Ontology annotation, biological process: regulation of transcription by RNA polymerase II. NCBI's taxonomy places the organism in Eukaryota, Metazoa, Mollusca, Bivalvia, Ostreida, Ostreidae.
GUCGUAUUCGAUCUAUUUCCGGAAACAGUGCAGAAUGUGGGUUAUUUGGGAGCUGUAUUUUGCGAUAAAGGGGGUCUGAUCUCCACAAAUACGACUGAAAAUCCUGAUCUUUGCAACACGCUAACUUCAGCUUCCCACAGUGUUACAGAAGUUGACGGUUGGAAUCCACAAUGACAGGAGUUUCCACAGAGAUGAACUUUGAUGAUGUGUCAGUGAAGGUGGAGAUGGUGGAUGAAGAAUAUGAUUGUAAUGGUUCACUCCAGCCCAACUCCAGUGCCAUGGCCGAUAUUAAAACAGAACCCUUAGAGCUAAACGAGAGCUAUGGUGUCCUCACAGAGCCUCAGGUACCAACCAAUAGUAACCCGGGGAUUCUCCUGGGAAACCCUGUCAUCUCAUCCCCACCCAUCAUGAAUAGAGCUCAGUUGGACAAUUAUACCAUGAAUGCAGCCGAUGUUCCUACCAAGAAACAAAUUGCAGCCCUUGUUAAAGUAGCUGCUCCCUCAACAGCAUGUACUACAAUCAAACAAGAGGUGGACAGGGCUUGUCAUAGAUUGUCACAAGAAGGGGAGCAGUCCUUAUUUCUGUCAGUCAAUGUGGAGAAGAAGUUGUGUAGCUAUGUUGGAUCUGACAUGGGACGACAGUUUCUGAGCAAGCGGCCAGACAUCAUGGAGCACUUCUUCCAGUUUUGUCAGGUUCUCUACAAAACAGAAACAGAGGCACCCAGCAACAGCAGUGCAGCAACUCCACCUGUUAAAAAGAAACCAAAGGCGAAUAUCAGGAGACCCAACAUCUUACAACAGAGACACUCCACACAGAAUGCAUCGGUGCCGGUGACUGCCCCUGUGAAGGCUCCAGCUGUCGUUAUUCCAGCCAGUCAGCGACAGCCCGCGUCCAACUACCUGCCCGUUUUACAGCCCAGGGCUAUCCCAGCAGUCACUCAGGCCAUGCCCGAAGUGGCCCGCAUUCUGAACUCAUCCACAUUUACAAAUAUCAAAGGUUUUGUCCCGGUGGCUUUGGAGUCGGGUCAGAAAAGGAAAGAUGCAAGUCAAAGAGAAGAGCAGACAGAUAAACCAAAGGAGAUGGAUAACCAUAUGCCGUUUAGGAUGAAUAUCAAGAAAUUGAAAGCCGGAGCCACCAAGUCUACCCUGAUGACAUUACGAAAAUCACUUGUAAGCAAAUCCGCAAGUUUAGAUACUGCAGGGAACACUGAAGGAGACAAAUCCAACGAAAACUCAACAAAUAAUCCAGCCGGUCAAAAUCAGGUAAGCUAUGGAGAAGUUUUGAAGAAGGCCAUGAAGAAUUCCUUGUCUGAUAAGUCAUCCAUACUUGCAGAAAAGUGUGACCUGACUCAGGAGAUUACUCCUCAGGAGUAUGAUUUAUCUCUUCUCCAGAAGGAAACAUCGAAAGCUGCCCCUGACUGGGACCAUAAUUUGGAGCCGCCAAGUGAAUUGUUCUCCAAGACGAUCAAACUCAGUGAGACAGGCACUGAUGUCAAGACUGUGUUCCAAACCUUCACAGCUAAAAAAUUCAAAAAAGGGGAUAAAAAGCCGAAAAUGAAACCCAUUAUGUUACGGGAGAGCAGUGCUAUACAAGCAGAGGAAAAGACCGAGUCCUCUCGACCUUACAGCUUCAGGCAGCGCACAAAGAAGAAACGAUUUGGAGAUGACUAUGUGGAGGAUUUCAAGGAAGAACCCAAGGAAGAGGAGAAGGAGGAGGAAGAAGAAGAUAGCGGUCCCAUAAAGAUAGAGAUAAAGAGAGAAAUAGAGGAGGAGGAAGUUGAUGAUGACAAUGAUGAAGAUUUCAAAGUAGUGGACAGUGAAGAGGAAGAUGAAGAUGAUGAGACUGAUAAAGUGGAUGAAACAGAAAAGAUGCAGGAAAAUUCAAGUUGUGAAGAGGUUAAGAAUGAUGAAUUGGAAUGGAAGUAUUUCAAUGAAAACAGUUUGGAGCAGCUUUUUAAUGACCACCGCUACAGCGCCAAGAAAAACUGGAAAGGGACUUUCCAGUGCACCAUAUGUCAGACCUCUUUCAGGUGGUCCGUGUCAUUCAUCCAGCAUCUGGUAGAGAAACAUGAGUCGUUGCUACAAGACCUGAAGCUGCAUCAGUGCAUCAUUUGUGAUAAAAGUUUCCUCGGAAUCCGGGACCUGGCCACUCACUACAGAAAAGUUCACAAACAGCUGGACUGCUUCAUCUGCCGAAACUGUAAUUCAACUUUCAAUGCAGCUGUGACCUAUGACAAACAUGUGGAAAACUGUAGGAAAAGGGCUGAAGGAACAGAGACCAAUGAAGAAUCAUCACAGGGAGAGGAAAAAAAGUUUGUUUGUAAUGUAUGCCUUAAACCACUAAGAACAGCAGAAGGUUUGGAAAAACACCAACAGAUUCACAAAAAAGACUCCUAUCUUAUGUGUGAUGUCUGUGGCAUAAGAUGUACCACAAAACAGCGACUAAGCUGUCACAAAUACAACCGCCAUCAGAACAAACUGGGCAACUUUUCCUGCCCACACUGCGACCGCCGCUUCAUGUCCAUCUGGACCAUGUACCGCCACAACCAAGAUAUCCACGGAUGUACCCAGGUGAUCUGUCGUGAGUGUGGCCAGUACUUUGACACCCAGGAACAACUGAUGACCCACAUUACCAAUGAUCACCCAUAUAUCAGUCACGACGUGUCACGUUUUUCUUGUGAGGACUGUGGUAAAUGGUUUGACCAGGCCCGCUACCUGUAUGUACACUACAAGGAAGUCCACAGGAAGCAGAGGUCGGUGUGUGGAUUCUGUGGGAAAGGUUUUGAAAGUCGAGAGGAAUUCCAUGAGCAUAAGAAAACUCACGACCUCACCAUUCCAAACACCUGUAAGAUUUGUGCCAAGACCUGCGACUCCCCUGAUGACCUGGAGAAGCACAUGCAUUAUCAUAUGAGAGGUAAAACUCUUCACCAGUGUGAAGUGUGUAAAGAAGUGUUGAUCCGAAGACAAGACCUCGUUGAACACAUGGUGAAACACACCAACAAAUUACCCUUUAUUUGUAAGGAAUGUGGAAAGGGCUUCAAGAACAAAGGUAAACUGAAAGUUCACAUGAUUUCCCAUGUGUCGCAUCGACCCUUCCAGUGUGAUAUCUGUGGAAUGGCAUUCAAAAUGAAGGCCACCUUAAGUACUCACAUCAAGCGGCACAAGGAGCUAAAACCAUUCAAGUGUGACUACUGCCCCCUCCGAUUCAAAUCUGUCGAGGGAUCCCGAAAUCACAUGCUCCACAAGCAUAUCAAAAUGGAGGAUCUGAAAAACAUUAAAUUCAAAGUGUACAAAUGUGAAUAUUGUAACAAGCUUAUGGGGCAGAAGCAUAUGUACAUGAGGCAUGUUCGGCUCCACACUGGUGAGAGGCCCUGUAUCUGUGACGAAUGUGGGAGAUCUUUCACCAUGCCCGCCACCCUCAAUGUCCACAAGAAAACCCACCUCGCCAGGAAACCGCACCACUGUGACAUAUGCAACUUUGGAUUUAUUGAUGCCCACAAGCUGGGGAAGCAUUACCAGACACUGCGACACAAGCAGAUGGUGGAGCAGAAGAAGCGGGUCAAGGAGCUGGCAGAGACGAGGGCAAGAAACAUGCAGAAAGCAGUCGAGAGUGCAAAGGUCAUUGACAGUGUCAACAUUAAGUUGGAGCAGGUAGAUGACAUGGAUUUGUAUGGUGUGCCUGAGAGAACCCAGAUCCGCCUGGGGGAUGAAAUGGUAGUGGUGGAAAAAGCCUCGGAAGAUGGUCAGCAGGGAGAGAACAGAGAGCCAGAGGCUGCUAAUGAGGUUUAUUUUUCCUCGCUCAUUUCAGACUCAGUCCAACCAGACCCGGAACUUAUGACCCAAGUUCUGCAGGGCACAGAUUUAGAGAAUGAACUCCUGAUUCCAAAAACUGAAAUUAUGGAUGAAUGAAAAACUAUCUUGUUGUAAUUUGUUGAAUAAGAGGAGAAUGAGUCCAUUCUUGAUAAUGUGGAAGUUAGAAAGAAAGAGUUGCUUUGAGUUUUGUUUAACUGAAAAAGUGUACCGGUACUUGUUUUCAAUGGUUUUGAUAAAAUUUGCAUAGGUGUUAAUUAACGUAUGAUUUGAAUGAUUAAAUUUUUGUACAUUAGUAAAUAUAGAAAAAAUAUUAAAAACACCAUUAUAUUCAUUGCAAACUUGUGAAUGAUAUGCAAAAUAAUUAUUUGUUGUAUGUAUGUAAAUGUGUAUUGUAAAGCAUUAUAUACAUUAAUAAUAUCCACAAGGAAAUAUCUUUUAAUAAUUGCAUGAAAUCAGUUUAUUAUUAUGUUGGUGUGCUAUAAAUUUUUAAGUAGAAUGACAACAGAUUUGUCACCUUUGAUCUUUCAAAGAAAAAAUGUAAUAUGAAAUUUGUAUUUACCUGCAAUGCUGCUCUGUUGGAAUUUUAUUUUGAUUUUGAAAAUUAUGUACAGUAGAACAUAUAGUGAUAAUGCAAUUAGAGUAUUUUUUUUUUUCAUUUACAGGUACGGAAUCCGGAAAAUUUGUGUUCAUGUAUAUAAUUGUUAAAACCAUGUAUCCAUAAAUGCGCUUCUUUUCAUCUCGUGCUUGUUUAUCAUGAAACAUAUAUAUAUAUAUAUAUAUAUCAAAUGUAGACUGUUUACUGGGUGUAUUUUCAUAUAUAAGAUUUUUACACAUUUUUAAGUUUGUGUUACAUUUUAUUUACACUAGCAUCAUUUUAUGUUAUGGUUUAAUAUGACACAGUCACUUUUUGUUAUGUCCAGCCAUUUCAAUUUUAAAAAUGUGACACAAUAUGCAUGCAUGAAAAUAAAACCAUUAAGUGUGGUUUUUUUGAAUGUUUAAAUUCCCAUAAAAUAUUUUCUACUUUAUUACUUUUUUUAAGUGAUUAACUUUUGUUUAUUAAUUUUUAAACUAGCAUUUUCAAGAUUGUAGCCGUUUGGAUUACAGUAAUUUCUUGAACAUGCAUUUUUUUAUUGAAAUAAUUGGAAUUUCAUUUUCAUCAUUUUUUUUUUGUGUGUGUGUCAGAUAUUCACAACUUAGAUAUGCUUUGUUCUUCAUUUUCAAUCAUAUAUUGUCGAGUUAUCGCCUCAGUUAUGUUCCUAAAUGCAAUCACUGGUUGAACUUGUUUUGUACAGCUUUUGUCUUCUUUAAAAUUAUUAAAAUGAUUUAUUUUUUCUACAAAAUAUUAAAGUUUUGAAAAAUUGUA